Bolinopsis microptera is the source of this 2845-nucleotide messenger RNA. Its product is annotated as endoplasmic reticulum chaperone BiP-like. The coding region runs from base 784 to 2766 and encodes 660 amino acids. The record is from RefSeq and is a predicted model, not a curated record. Gene Ontology annotation, biological process: endoplasmic reticulum unfolded protein response. NCBI's taxonomy places the organism in Eukaryota, Metazoa, Ctenophora, Tentaculata, Lobata, Bolinopsidae. Gene Ontology annotation, molecular function: ATP binding; ATP-dependent protein folding chaperone. Gene Ontology annotation, cellular component: cytoplasm; endoplasmic reticulum lumen; membrane. The transcript has 14 exons.
UAGUUUCAGGGUGUUUUUGGGGGGCACCUGGUGGUUUUGUUACAUUUGUUGGAUUGUAUUGUUCAGUUUUAUAACUUAUUUAAUGAUUUGAUUAUGAGGGUUAAUUUGAAAUUUGAGAGGGAGCUGUGUGUUCGGUUCAGGGGUUCAGGUUGUUGUUAAACGUGGAGUUUUACGUUAUUUUAAUUAGCUUAUUUAUCGUUAAUGGGAGGUUUCAUGUGUAUGGAGAACACUGUGCCGUAACGAAAACUGCUGCAUAGUGCACCAUAAGUCCAUAAUGAGUUAAUAAUGAGAACAAUGAUAAUUACAAAGUUAAACAAUGGAUCUAGAAUAUAAGAAGUUUUAGUAAUAAGCUAGAUCCAUUGUCUCAAGUUUCGUAAUUUAGUUAAUUUAAUAGAGCACUUUCUUGAAAUACAGAUAUCAUAAAACUACUUUUAUGAUGCUGCUCAAUAUUGAUUCUAUCCUUGUUUUAGUUUUCUUUAACAUUUAAGUGAUCUGCUUACAGUGACGUGGGAUAGUUGACGUGGCAUAGUUGAAUAAAGCUAACGGUCUCAAUUUAUAUUAAGUUGUUUUACUUCUUUUGUUAAACUCAUCGGGUACGGUUGCCUUCUAAGUUUUAUAACUUUAGUCUUUAACAUCGUCCUUUAAUGUUGUACACUAAAAAAGGACCCUACCAAUUAAAACUACUAUGGCAAAUUUUGUAUUAAGUCUGAUUUUAUUAACUAAGUUAUUCUAGUAAAAGUUUAUUUUUAAGUUUGUUCCUAUUAACUGAGUUAUUCCAGUAAGAUGGCCUGGUGGCUCUGCACAGUGUUGCUUGUUGCUUUAGCAACUGCUGACUUGGACGUAGAACAAGAAGAUAAGAAGGAGGAGAAAAAGACAGGAACAAUUAUUGGUAUUGAUCUCGGGACCACUUACUCAUGUGUUGGAGUGUUUAAAAACGGCCGAGUUGAGAUCAUAGCCAACGAUCAGGGGAACAGGAUUACUCCUUCUUACGUUGCUUUUACUGAAGAUGGAGAAAGACUCAUUGGCGACGCUGCGAAGAACCAGUUGACAUCCAACACGGAGAACACAGUAUUUGAUGCUAAGAGAAUGAUUGGAAGAAGCUGGGAUGACACCAGCCUCCAAAAAGACAUCAAGUUCUUUCCUUUCAAGACUAUUUCUAAGGACGAAAAGCCCUAUGUGCAAGUGGAGGUUAAUGGGGAGAUGCGAUCAUUUGCCCCCGAAGAGAUCUCAGCAAUGGUGCUAACUAAAAUGAAGGAAACAGCUGAGGCUUACCUUGGAACCAAUGUUACAGAGGCUGUAGUGACUGUUCCCGCCUAUUUCAACGACGCACAAAGAAAAGCCACAAAGGAUGCUGGAGUAAUUGCAGGACUUGACAUUAAGAGAAUCAUCAACGAGCCUACUGCAGCUGCUAUUGCUUACGGACUGGACUCUAAAGUCAAAGAAAAAACAGAGGAACAGUCAGUCCUAGUGUUCGACUUGGGAGGUGGUACCUUCGACGUGUCCCUCCUUAUGAUUGAGAAUGGAGUAUUCGAGGUUAUUGCUACUAGUGGAGACACUCAUCUCGGAGGGGAGGACUUUGACCAGCGGGUUAUUCAACACUACAUGAGACUUUAUAAGAAAAAGAAAAACAUUGAUAUUUCCGUAAACCAACGCGCUAUACAGAAACUUAGACGAGAGGUAGAGAAAGCAAAGAGAGCCCUGUCGACCCAACAUCAAACCCGCAUUGAGAUCGAAUCACUGAUCGACGGAGAGGACUUUGGUGAGACCCUGACUCGAGCUAGAUUUGAGGAGCUUAACAUCGACCUGUUCAAGUCUACAAUGGUGCCGGUGCAGAAGGUUCUAGAUGACGCUGGAAUGAAGGCAGAUGAGAUUGAUGAGAUUGUUUUGGUUGGAGGCAGUACCAGGAUACCCAAGGUACAAGAGUUGGUGAGGGCUAUGUUCAAGAACAAGGAGCCAGUUAAAGGUAUAAACCCUGACGAGGCUGUUGCUUACGGAGCUGCCGUACAAGCAGGAAUCUUGGGAGGCGAGUCACAGACUAAGGGAAUCAUCCUGUUGGACGUAUGUCCUCUGUCAUUAGGCUUCAUUAUAGAGGGAGGUCUGAUGGAAAAGAUGAUACCAAGAAACUCGGUUAUUCCAACUAAGAAAGUCAAGGUGUUCACAACUGUUUACGAUAACCAGGAUACGGUUGAGAUUGAGGUUAUGGAAGGUGAACGUGCAAUGGGAGCAGACAACCACAAGCUCGGCAAAUUCGACGUGACAGGAAUCAGCCCAGCAAGAGCAGGUCACCCUCAAAUUGAGGUGACAUUUGAAGUAGAUAAUAACGGUGUUCUGCAUGUGAAGGCUAAAAAUCUGGCAGGAGGCAAGACUGAGGGCAUCACGAUCAACAACGAUCAGAACAGGUUGUCCCAAGAUGCCAUCCAGAAAAUGGUUGAGGAGAGUGAGAAGUUCGCAGCUUUGGACAAGAAAGUUAAAGAACAGGCCGAGUCUAAAUUGGAGCUUGAAAAACUUGCUUACUCAUUAAAAUCCGAUAUGGCGGACAAAGAGGAAGGAAAACUUGGAUCCAAGCUGACAGACGACGAAAAGGAAAUCCUCAAAUCCGCCAUCGAUAAGUCGAUCAAGUUCGCGGAUGAUUCCCAAUACUCUUCAGUGGCCGAGAUCAAAGCUCAGAUCACUCAACUAAACACAAUCUCCAGACAACUUAUAAUGAAACAUCAAAAGAAAGAUGGGGAGAAGACCAAGACCAAAACUGGCAAAACAGAACUGUAGCGAGCUCUUUGUUUUUGUCACUGUCAUGUCAAGUGUCAGGAUAAGGGUCGUCAGAUUUUAAUGAAAUAUUUGUUUUUAA